Messenger RNA from Trichoderma virens Gv29-8, 1137 nucleotides. RefSeq lists its product as uncharacterized. Gene Ontology annotation, molecular function: DNA polymerase processivity factor activity; DNA binding. The transcript is spliced from 5 exons. The record is from RefSeq and is a predicted model, not a curated record. Gene Ontology annotation, cellular component: PCNA complex. Gene Ontology annotation, biological process: regulation of DNA replication; leading strand elongation; translesion synthesis. Lineage: Eukaryota; Fungi; Ascomycota; Sordariomycetes; Hypocreales; Hypocreaceae. The coding region runs from base 124 to 903 and encodes 259 amino acids.
CGCGACUCCAGCUUUGCAAUACCAGGCCGAUUGACUCUGCCUUGCACUUGGACUUUGCCCACCGGUUCCCUCUCUUUCACCUUUUCACCUCUCUCAUUUACUUUAAUCACAUAACCAUCCAAAAUGUUGGAGGCACGGUUGGAACAGGCUAGCAUCCUGAAAAAGGUUGUUGAUGCCAUCAAGGACCUCGUCCAAGACUGCAACUUUGACUGCAAUGACUCCGGCAUCGCGCUGCAGGCCAUGGACAACUCGCACGUCGCCCUCGUGUCGAUGAUGCUCAAGGCUGAGGGCUUCUCGCCGUACCGAUGCGACCGCAACAUUGCCCUUGGCGUCAACCUGACGUCUCUCACAAAGGUGCUACGAGCUGCCCAGGGCGAUGACAUCUUGACGAUCAAGGCAGAGGACGCCCCGGAUGUUAUGAACCUGCUGUUUGAGAGCAGCGGGGAGGACCGCAUCAGCGAGUACGACCUCAAGCUCAUGGAUAUUGACCAGGAGCACCUGGGCAUUCCCGAGACCGAGUAUGCGGCCACCAUUACGAUGCCUUCGGCCGAGUUCCGGAGAAUCUGCACAGAUCUGGCAGCCAUGUCAGAGUCAGUUGGCAUCGAGGCCUCCAAGGACGGUGUCAAGUUCUCCUGCAACGGUGACAUUGGUAAUGGCUCCGUCACUCUGAGGAGCCACACCUCUAUUGAAAAGCCCGAGAACAAUGUCGACAUUGAGUUGACAGAGCCUGUGUCCCUGACCUUUUCCCUCAAGUACCUGGUCAACUUCUGCAAGGCUGCUGCCUUGUCCACCCAGGUCAAGAUCUGCCUCUCCAGCGAGGUGCCGCUCUUGGUUGAGUACAACCUCUCUGGCAGCAGCUACCUGCGCUUCUACCUUGCACCAAAGAUUGGUGAUGAUGAGUAAAUAAUUACACCUACACUCCCGAUUCAGACAACCCAGCACACAACCUCCGCAUACACCAGACCGGGCCAUGGGCAGGAACCGACAUAGCCCUUCAAUCGCGGCUGUUCGACUAUCCGACGAUGAAACAGAGGAGAGAAAUGGAUAUCGAGAAUAUUGUCGCAGGCCUUUUUCUUUAUUUUUCUAAUCAUGAUCUGUAGCAAAAGAAAAAAUGAAACGAGCACAUGUUUAGCUUUA